AUGGAAGUGGCCACAUGCGGAAGGCCAUUGCGGUUGAGUGGUCCCUCCUCCCAGGAAAAUCAGGCAGAUUCGCCUGCAGGAACCACUGGCUUGUCCUGUGGUCAACGCAAGCAAUCUCUUGGUCCGAAGUUGGUGACAAUGAAGCGUGCACACGGGAGGCUCGGUGGCAGUUGCUCGGCAUACUGGAUCAGUACUCCAUAUCAUUUGGAGCCCAUGCUUUGGAUCUCACCAAAGAAAGCAGCCCCGUUUGGAAAAAGCUGUCAAACACAACUGGAUGAGAGGUUGCUGGGCGUGUAUGGUUUCACCUCGGACUGA
This is a messenger RNA of Ostreobium quekettii, 315 nucleotides long. The record is from the annotation of a GenBank genome assembly. Lineage: Eukaryota; Viridiplantae; Chlorophyta; Ulvophyceae; Bryopsidales; Ostreobiaceae.